Molecule: messenger RNA, 2140 nt
Organism: Gigantopelta aegis
Lineage: Eukaryota; Metazoa; Mollusca; Gastropoda; Neomphalida; Peltospiridae
Product: steroidogenic acute regulatory protein-like
Exons: 14
Coding region: 104-1567 (487 amino acids)
Molecular function (GO): lipid binding
Source: RefSeq, a predicted model, not a curated record
CCGAAUUGUACCGAAAUAUUCCGAUGCCGACAACUUUUGUUCCCGUAACAGAACGUCAUCUGAAGGCAAUCGUUAUCAAUGAGAACGAUUUGCGCUUGAAACAAUGUCUGUGAAUUCAGUCAAUGACGACAUGGUGCAGGUGAAUGAAUCCCGGGAGUGGCAGGCGAAAACGGCCGGCUCGAUGCUGUACCAUGGGGGACCAGUCAACGCUAACGACAACCUCCCUUACCCCAGUAGUGUAACAUCAAAUGCAAUGGAUUCUGAAGAAACUACAAAAAUGUCUGCGGUCCGUCGUACCUUCUGUCUGUUUGUCACCUUUGACCUCAUCUUCACGUUCAUUUUGUGGGUCAUCUAUACGCAGUUGAUUGGUGACAAAGGGUUUACAGCCUUCAAUAACCAAGUUGCUCAAUAUGACUUCCGGUACUCCCUGUUCGACUCUGUGAUGAUGGCCGCCGUGCGACUCACAUUUCUGCUGUUAGCGUAUGCUUUGUGUCACGCAAACAACCGGUGGACUGUAGCGCUGACAACUUUGCUCUCCUGUAUUUAUCUCAUUUGCAAGAUAUUUUUGUUUGACUUUGGUAAAACUCAAAGUGCCAAGAAUCCGCUGAGUUAUCUAGUUCUGAUCAUAUCAUUUGUACUCGCCUGGGCUGAAACGUGGUGGCUUGACUUUCGAGUCUUGCCUCACGAGAAGAAGAUGAGAGAGAGAGCAAGAAGUGCAGGUCACAGCCAUGUUGUCACAGAGAGAACUCCACUGUUGCCAGGUGACCAGUCACGUGACGAUCCAAGCAGAUACUACUCUCCUGUUGAAUCACCAGAACAUUCGGAUGACGAAAAUCAGCCACACAAAGAACAGUUUCAGAGUCCAUCUCAGUCUCGGGGUCAUUCACGUCAGCCAAGCAGGUCUUUACUCGGCAAGGAGUGCAAUUAUGAGUCUCUUGCUCGGGGAGCCUGGGACAAAAUGUGGACGAUGGUCAACAUGCCGGACAGCGAGUGGAAGCACGAGAUGGGCUCGGACAACGUGAAGGGCUGGGUCCACACCAAACACUUCCCUCACCAGGGCAAAGUCUUUAGGUUACAGGGCCUGGUGGAUAUGAAUGUGAAUGAACUGUUUGAAGAAGUCACUCACCGAGUGUCCGAUUCACCGCAGUGGAACCCAACAGUCAUGGAGUGCAGGACACUAGAGCAUAUAGAUGACAGUACGGAAGUAUCAUACACUGUGUCGGCGGAAGCAGGUGGUGGGCUGAUCACGAGUCGAGACUUUGUCACGGUUCGCCGGUGGGGCAGUCAGAACGGGAUCUACAUGUCAGCAGGUCAAGCUGCCACACAUCCCGAGAUGCCGCCACAGAAAAAACACAUCAGGGGAGAGAAUGGAAUUGGUGGCUGGGUAUUCAAGCCGGUUCCUGGACAAACGAACAAGUGUUAUUUCGAAUGGUAUCUCAAUACUCAUCUGAAGGGAUGGCUGCCUCAAAAACUGAUUGAUACAACAUUAUCAAACAUUUUAGUCCAAUACCUCGAAUACCUCAGACGGCAUGUGGAUGACAUCAAACAGAGAAAAGGUGAAUCGUAGAGUUGAUCACGUGAUUGACACCUUCACAUGGUCACGUGACUGAUCCCCAUAAACGGUUACAAGAAAAAGUACAUUCAAUUUCAUUUUAAAGCAACUGAAUGACUGAUGAUCAACAUGUAUGUUUAAUUGUGCUCGUUUAUGAAAUACAGUGCCAGACAAAAUGUACCAGACAUGUCGUGGGGGAAAACGUCAAGUGUGGCUUCAAUCAUGUGACCGAUAUGCAUCCCUUGUCAGGGUUACAACUUGAAAAGUACAAUCAUCUUCAUUUUUUUUAAAAAGACAGAGUAACUGUGUGUAUUUUUAUGAAACAUGGUGACAGACAUCUUGCGGAAAAAGGUGUGGCUUGGAUCACAUGACAGAUGCACAUACAUUGUCAUGGUUACAACUUGAAAAGAAAAGUACAAUCAUCUUCAUUUAAAAAAAAAAGACUGAGUAACUGUGAGGGUGUUACUGUAUUUUAAUGAAACAUGGUGACAGACAUGUUGCGGGGAAAAGGAUGUAGCUUAGAUCACGUGACCAAAACCCAUAUAGUGUCAUGGUUACAAGUUACAAGUACAGUCAUCUUCAUUUUAU